GCGCUGGAAGGAAGGGCACUCCACUGGAUGCGCGAUGGUACGGUGAGGCUCCCCGCCUAAUUUAUAGUCUUUAGGCAGAGGGAUGCAUCGUUUUAACCCUUUGCUCCGCUCUCCAGAGUUGCACAUAUUUGUAAAUAGCCUUUAAGUAAUAUUUAGUAAAUAAGUUGAGGAAAUGUGUAAAGGGGCUGCAGCUAUUUUGGGGAGUUGUAUUGGACAAUAAGUGUAAGGAUAUUUCUUCAUCGUUUGCUUCAACUUCGGAUGGCUUGAGUAUUUGCACACAUGCAUGUUGACAAGCAAGAAUGUAAGGUAGCCUAUGGCCGGUCUACCGUUCUCACAUCACACGGAGUAAGGGAGCAUCGGUUGGAUUCGCAGCGCUGGACAUCGAACUAUAGCGCCGUGAUUCGGAGUACGUUUGAGUGCCCAGAGAAAUAACUUUAUAUAUUGGGAUUGCUUGGUCACCUGCGUUCCUUGUCAGUCAUAUGCCACCGACAACGUAAAUUCAACAGCAAAAUUAAUAUGGCAUAAACUAAUUCUGGAGACGCCAGUCACAGAUAUCGCCGGCGACUUGGAUAGGGUGAAUGAGAAUUUCCCAAACGGUCAAAUCCUAUGCAUACCGUGCUUGUUUACUCGCUACACUAUCUAGUGUCUUCGAGAAGAGCGCAGGAGGAAUGCUGGUCCAAGAUCUAAUACCAUUUACUUUAAGUUUUUGGCCUCUUCUCUUCGGUCAUUGCAUUCUCUCGUUGGUUUUACUCUCAUGCCAGGGUGAACUCCAGAGGUCAUGCUCGCAGACUGUAACUGAGAAAGUGAGCGAACACUGCCAGCUGGCAUGUCAGUGUAGAAGCUACCCUCCCCUUCCUCCCCCGCCUCCUCCCCCACCUCCCCCACGGCUACUGUUGGCCACAGUAGUUGAGUCCCCUCUGCCCCUGUUGAGACCGUGGUGGAUGGAGAUCUUAGUGCUUGGGACAGUGGGCUGUGCCUCAGCUGUUUUCCUCCUUUCAGCCAUGAUCAUCUGCUACAAGGCCAUAAAGAGGAAACCACUACGGAAAGAGGAGAACGGGACAAGUCGUGGGGAGUAUGCCAUGAGUGUACGCAAAAAGAAGGCAAUGGGCCCCAACAACACUGUGGUGUAGUCUGGCCACUGACAGAAAGAGGAAGUCACAUCACCAUCAUCCCCACUACCCACCCUAUCCUACCCAAAACUCCUAUUAACUAGAACGCAACAGGGGGUUGACCUGUUAAAAAUGCAUAAACGCCUUUCCUUCUCUCCUAGCAUGUUGCCUGGAUGAAAGACAACGUCCAGAUAAAGGAGAGUAGCGAGAACCAGAGAGAGAGAAAAACUAAACAUGGAAGUGGAUUCAGAGAAUGAGUAAAAAAGUGAAUUGAGGAAUAAAGUGAAUUGAGAAGUUCUACACCAGAUUGUCGACAAGAAGUGUCAUUGACAGGGGAAUGGUUGACUGCUAAUCUGUCAACCUACACAGCUCCACACUUCUUACAGACAACUUCGAUGUAGGAACAGACACUGAAGCACUGCGAUGGGAUAGGAGGUUGCGGAGGACCAGACCAAGAACAAAAUGUGCACGCAGUUUUUAUGGAAAAUGCAACAUUCUUUUCUACGGUCGGGCUGUCUCAUCUAUUCUCAUCUGACCGUUUUUCUUUUUAAUUUAUUAAAGAAGAAUUUGUAUUAUACUGGCACAGUUGCAGGUUCUUGCUGUGGUUUGAGAUGUAUAGUGCUCAUCUGACUAUGCAAUUAAAACACACAUUUACAGGUCAUACCAAGUGGGAAGUAAAACAACAAGAUCAAGUCAGUUCCUAUGUUCCAUACCAACAACACAACUGAGAACAGCCUGAGUACAAACUUGAUCUACUUAUCUAAUUUGUUCAUUUAUUUAUUUGCUGUAUUUAUUCAUUCAUUUGUCUGCUUAUGUAUGUUAUUAUUGUUUAAUUCAGUCAGUUUAAUGAUUUGAAAUGUUUUCUUUUUAGAUGAAUUAUUUAGUAAUCAUAUCAUUCAUUUUAAUGGUCUGACGCUUCAAGCCCACUUUUAAUUUGCUACAGACACUGAUGCAGAAAACACAUCUGCAAAGAGUUUUGGCGCUCAGUUGUUCAUCUCUUGAUGUUUGAUAUGCCUUUCUGUGUUCCCCUGCGACUUCAGCGAAUAUGAUGGGGAUUUCUGUGUUCCCCUGCGACUUCAGCGAAUAUGAUGGGGAUUUCUGUGUUCCCCUGCGACUUCAGUGAAUAUGAUGGGGAUUUCUGUGUUCCCCUGCGACUUCAGCGAAUAUGAUGGGGAUUUCUGUGUUCCCCUGCGACUUCAGCGAAUAUGAUGGGGAUUUCUGUGUUCCCCUGCGACUUCAGCGAAUAUGAUGGGGAUUUCUGUGUUCCC
This is a messenger RNA of Oncorhynchus keta (chum salmon), 2377 nucleotides long. Its product is annotated as proline-rich membrane anchor 1-like. Bases 579 to 1130 code for a protein of 183 amino acids. The transcript has 4 exons. The record is from RefSeq and is a predicted model, not a curated record. Lineage: Eukaryota; Metazoa; Chordata; Actinopteri; Salmoniformes; Salmonidae.